CUUCCCCUCUCCCUAGCCUCAUCUACUACAAUAACUAUAAUAGUAAAAUAUUUUUUGGUUAUUAUUUUAAUUUUAAUGAUGCACAAUUUUUUGGGACCUAACUAUAUAGUCACUUUCUUUGUUCCUUUAAAUAAAUUCUCCAAUCCUAUAAUAUAGCUCCAUUUCUUUCUUCAAAAAUUUCACAACUUCUACAUUUUCUUGAUUCCUUUAAAGUAUAUAUACUAAAAAAUUUCAUAAAGGAACAUUUUGUACUUCCAAAUUUAUUGCCGUCCCAAUUGUUUGAAUUUCACUAUAUAUGUUCAUUUUAUUCUUCUACUUUUCCAUCUAUCUCACAAUUAAAAGAAAUUAAAUUCGUCUCUUAUUUUUGCCACAAUGGAGUUUGAUUUGAUUAUUUCUGCUCUUGUUGGUAUUUUCCUCUUUCAUGGAUUGUGUUCUUCUGAAAAAGCUCCAAACUACUCAUUUAUGCGCGAAGCUACAACAGCACCAGCAAUUUCACAUUACGACUACAUUAUCAUCGGUGGUGGGACCGCUGGUUGUCCAUUAGCCGCCACGCUCUCUGAGAAGUACAGCGUACUUCUGCUGGAGCGUGGCGGUUCACCAUACGGAAACCCUAACAUCACCAACCUAUCCGCAUUCGGCUCCGCACUCUCCGAUCUCUCGCCAAAUUCCCCAUCACAGCGGUUCAUUUCCGAGGACGGCGUGAUCAACGCGCGUGCACGCGUUCUCGGCGGCGGGAGCUGUCUGAAUGCAGGGUUCUACUCACGCGCCGCCGUGGAGUACGUGCGUGCGGUGGGUUGGGAGGGUGGUUUGGUGAAUGCAUCGUAUGCAUGGGUGGAGGAGAAAGUGGCGUUUCAGCCGCCGAUGAUGGGGUGGCAAUCCGCCGUGCGCGACGGACUUGUGGAGGUCGGAGUGGUGCCGUACAAUGGAUUUACGUAUGAUCAUGUAAAUGGGACGAAGAUCGGAGGCACGACAUUCGAUGCAGAUGGCCAGAGACAUACGGCGGCGGAUUUACUUGAGUAUGCUAACCCUAAGGGAAUUACUCUUCUUCUGCAUGCUACCGUUCAUAAAAUCUUGUUCAAAACCAAAGGAGUAUCAAGGCCAUUAGCUCGUGGUGUAAUAUUUAGAGAUGCAUUAGGAAAAAUACACAAAGCAUAUUUAACAAGAGGAGAAAUGAAUGAAGUAAUAUUAACAUCUGGGGCACUUGGAAGCCCACAAAUGUUAAUGUUAAGUGGGGUAGGCCCAUCAAAACAAUUGAAGGCCCAUAAUAUUACAGUAGUAUUGGACCAGCCCAAUGUUGGACAAAGAAUGAUGGAUAACCCAAUGAAUGCAAUAUUUGUACCAUCACCUAUACCUGUUGAAGUUUCUCUCAUUGAAGUUGUGGGUAUUACCAGUUUUGGAAGCUACAUUGAAGCUGCCUCCGGCGAAAACUUCGCCGAACAUUAUGCUCUUAAUGAUUAUGGAAUGUUCUCCCCGAAGAUUGGGCAGCUAUCAACGGUGCCACCAAAACACAGAACUCCAGAAGCCUUAGAAAAGGCCAUAAAUGCAAUGAGUGGACUAGAUGAUGCAGUAUUUAGAGGAGGAUUCUUAUUAGAAAAAAUAAUGGGCCCAUUAUCCACUGGACACUUGGAGCUCCGAACCCGGAACCCGAAUGACAACCCAUCAGUGACAUUCAACUACUUCCAACAGCCAGAAGAUUUGCGUAGAUGUGUAAAUGGGCUCAAAAUUAUGGAAAACAUAAUCGAGUCCAAAUCGUUUUCGAAAUUCAGAUAUGACUCACUUUCCUUGCCAGCGUUACUCAAUUUGACAGCAAGUGCCCCAGUGAAUUUAUUGCCUAAACAUGACAAUGUGUCAGUGUCACUAGAGCAAUUUUGUAAGGAUACUGUUAUGACAAUUUGGCAUUAUCAUGGAGGGUGUCAUGUUGGUGAUGUGGUUGAUCAAGAUUAUAAAGUUAUUGGUGUUGAUAAAUUGAGGGUAAUUGAUGGUUCAACUUUUAAUUAUUCACCUGGUACUAAUCCUCAAGCCACUGUCAUGAUGCUAGGAAGGUAUAUGGGAGUAAGGAUAAUGAAUGAGAGACUUGCUAAAGAGAAGAGUCAAAAUUAAUUGAUAGUAAUAAAUUUGUUUCUUUUCCUUUUGUUGAUGAAUGAGGGUGGAUUAAUUAAAAACAUAUAAUACCACUUUGAUGUCUAUUAACUUUAUAUUCUCUGUAAUAAUCCCCAAUCCCCAUAUAUAAUUUCAGUCAGUAAUAUGUUUCAAAGAGUCCAGCAAGGGGUUUUGACUUCAAUUAUUCUGGAUAAUAGAAUUGAUUUUGGACUCUUA
This is a messenger RNA of Capsicum annuum, 2316 nucleotides long. RefSeq names its product protein HOTHEAD. The record is from RefSeq and is a predicted model, not a curated record. The coding region runs from base 373 to 2100 and encodes 575 amino acids. The transcript is spliced from 5 exons. Gene Ontology annotation, molecular function: flavin adenine dinucleotide binding; oxidoreductase activity, acting on CH-OH group of donors. NCBI's taxonomy places the organism in Eukaryota, Viridiplantae, Streptophyta, Magnoliopsida, Solanales, Solanaceae.